ACAACUUCGGAGGUCACGUGACGCAUCUGAUCAUUGCACUCGGGUGCGGAGACAUGGAGGUUCCGGCGCUCAACCUGAAGGCGAUUGUCUUUGUGCACUGGCUGCUGACCGUAUUUGCGUGUAUAUUCCCUAGCUGGCUUCCAAAUGCCUAUUAUCUGUCAAACUUCUCGGUCUUGGCUAUGGGCGUCUGGGCUGUGGCGCAACGAGACUCUGUGGACGCCAUAUUUAUGUUUAUGGUGGGACUGGUGGUCACCAUUGUAUUAGACAUCCUCCUCCUCGCCCUGUUUUUUGCUGGCGCAGAACAAGCCUCUGAAAAGACGCCCCUAAGGGACCUUUUUCGAUUUAGUGGUGGAAUGGCCAUCUUAAGCCUGAUCCUCAAGCCCUUGUCCUGCUUCUUCAUUUACCAUAUGUACGUGGAGCGAGGAGGUGACUGUAAUAUCAAUUUAGGCUUCCUCACCGUCUCCCGAGAUCGAAGUGCUUAUCAGACGAUCGACCACACGGAUGCGUCAGCUGAACAAGACAAACUUCCCUCCCGUUACUGAGAGAUCAUCUUUGGCCUUCAGACAAAAACCAGUAGGGAGCACCAGAAAAUUGUAGAAGGCUGGGACCAUUCAGAUGUGUGCGCUCAUUCAGAGUGAUUUUUUUAUUGCUACCCGAAGACCACUUUAAGGGAUUCUCUUUUGUACUAGUUAAGUCCGCCAUUGUUUUGGACUAAAGCUGCAGUCGUCCUUGGGAAAUUGUGUUGUGUUUGCUCCUUUAAUAACCACAUCCCAAAAAAUAUCAUAACUUCUAUUGGGGGCACAUUGACCCAUGUGUAUCAGUCUGUACAAAAGAUGGCUUCUGUACUCGUGUAGGUUACUGAAAGGCGUACCAGUAACCGCUGGGAAACCUUCCCAACCCAGCAGCUGGGAUAUGAUGUGGUAGGCCUGACUCUGCUCUUAUUGAUUUGUCGUUUCCUACAUUAACGACUUGUGUAAAAGGAGACAAGUCUCCAGAGUCCUGCUCCUAGUCUCAUAUAUGAAACUGGUAAUGACGAAAACGGUUUCUCAUGGUAACCAAUAGGAUUAGGGCUUUUAUUUUCUAAGCUAUGCUACAAAAAUGAAAGUUUGAUUCUGAUUGCCACACCCACAGCUUUUACAUGGAGACCACCGGUGGUCACCUAUGCAUGUUACAUCAUUUCAUGUUUUUGUUUUUCAGUUCCUUUUUAAAUGACAGAAUGCAUGAGGGACGACCAAACGGGUCCUCUAAUUAAUCUAAUGAGGCCGCACUGUUCAGGGGGUCUGUUUUGUUAGCGACCCCGCUGUAUUGAGGGUGCCGUGCGGCCAUUAACAAUACAGACCUACUGAACGUUGCGGUCUCAUAAGUUUACUUAGAGGCAGCUGUGGUACUCGACCACAACAUGCAGAGUCACAACCACGAUGUGACUGUUUAGUGUGGUCAGAAACAAAUGCUCAUGUGUCGUGAGCUAAAUUGCUGAUUCAUUAACAAAUUGCCUAACAUAUUGAACAGCAGAGAGCAGCCAUUUUGUGUCUUGAGCCAGUAUUCAUGAGAACUCGCAGCAGACAUUGCAUCACUUUCCCGAGGCAAUCUAAUAACUUAUAGUCUAGAAGGCCCAAAGGAGAUGACUCACCAAGUCUGGUGUAGACGUGCUGUCUAGCGUGGGCUAAUGUUCCCCCAAGGAGCAUGCACCUAAUGAGGAGCACGGUGUUAAAGAACUCCAAAUAAUGUGAAAAAUAACAAUUUUUACUGGAAAGCCAUGGCCCUGUCCUGAAAGAAAUGAGACAUGGCAUUUGAGUAGAAGAUGGGUACAUGACGCUCAGAGCAAACCAAUUCACUUUAUACAAUUAUGCCAGAAAGCUGUCUUCAUAAAUCUCCCCCUUGUCAUGUGAUGUUAACAGAAUAACUGUCUCCGCUAUUUGCAGACUACGGGUGCAUUUUAGGAUUAGUCUUGAUUAUGAUCUAUUGAUUGACCUUUCAGAGAAUGUAAAUGGCAUAUUUGUUACCUCACUGUGCCUUCGGGUCCAAUGCGGGGUCGUGAGCACUGAUUGACAAUAAAUAAGGCCACUCUCAUUUAAAGAGCCCUUUAAAUGGGCUGAUGCAAACUUUAGGGGGGGGGGGGGGGGGCAAACAAAUGUUAGUACUGCCAUUCAUCCCCCAUAUACAGGGUGAGUAAAAAGUCUCAGGGCACCCUUUUAUUUCAGAAACGAAUGGGAAAAUGAAAUAUCUGAAUACUCCAGCAAGUAAUGGCUGAGAGGAUCUAUCUUUUAGGCUAUGUCCAGAACAUGGCCGCUAUAUUGCAUCGAGGGGAACAUUUUUCCAAUGAGAAGGCAAAUCAAAGACUAGAAUUUUCUCAGAAAUCGAUUGCCGCAAUCAGAUUUGCAAUAUCUCUUGUGGUUCAAAAGUUAUCAACACAGAAAGUUCAAAGUUUUGUGUUCAGCAGCAGGGACAACACACUGAACACGUUAUAUAGCUGUGCAUCACAGGGAACAUUCCUUGUUGUUGCAACUCUGUGUUAGUCUUCUGAACCACAAGAGAUUUUGCCAAUCUGAUUGUGGCAAUCGAUUUCUGAGAAAAACCUGAUGUUCUUUGAUACGCUAAUGACCCCCUUCCCCCAUUGGAAACAUUUGCCCUUGAUCCAAUACGGUGGCCAUGUUCCGGACAUAGCCUAAAAGAUAGGCCCCCUCAUCCAAUACUUGCUGGGGUAUUCAGAUAUUUAAUUUUCCUUUUCGUUACUGAAAUAAAAGGGUGUCCUGUGACUUUUGACAUGCUGUGUAGAUUGCAUAUUGCUGGCAGCAAAUUCCUGCUUACAUGGGGCUGUGUGUUUCCGAUAAGCGCUUAUUUUUAAUGUUAACAUUUAAAGAUUCAUUGAGCAGUUGAUCACUGGUGUGUUUAGAUGGAUCGAUGAUCUGCCGAACAAAUAUUUGCACUAAAACUUGUCCCCGAUCAUUGGUCUGUUUACAAGGAUCCUUUAGAUGCCACAGACGUAACCAUUUUCCACGUGAUAUGACAGUGACCAGCGAACCGUGGAACUCAUAGUACACUUCACAUACUUCCACAUAUAUUACAAUAGAAACCUUCAGCUACAAGAUUCUUCAUCUACAUAAAAUGUGACUACUGUCUCGCAUGGUGAUUUGUUACGUUCUUUGUAAAUUUUCUCUUCUGAUUAUUGCAUUUCUUUGUAUAAUGUUACAUAACUAUAUAUAUGUAUAAUAUAUUUUGUGCCUUUUUGAAAAGAAAUGAGUAAAAAUCUUCUGAAAUGGAAAA
Messenger RNA from Bufo gargarizans (Asiatic toad), 3264 nucleotides. RefSeq names its product angiotensin II receptor associated protein (gene AGTRAP). The transcript has 5 exons. Gene Ontology annotation, biological process: angiotensin-activated signaling pathway; regulation of blood pressure. Gene Ontology annotation, cellular component: plasma membrane. The record is from RefSeq and is a predicted model, not a curated record. The coding region runs from base 54 to 542 and encodes 162 amino acids. NCBI's taxonomy places the organism in Eukaryota, Metazoa, Chordata, Amphibia, Anura, Bufonidae.